UGGCACCCCUCUGCCAGCGCUCUCUCCGCUCCAGGCGGGUUGCAGUUUGCGCACGGCGGCCUCGGUUGUUUGCACCCAUUUAUGCUUGUAAGAUGGGUGCAAACAUUUGUAGCCAUUAAAGGGCCCUUGGCGAGUGGAGAAACAGCGACGCUUCAACGAGAGUAGAGGGGAUUUGAAUCUUUUGAGGCGUUAUUUGUCUUUCCACUGGAAUAUAUAUACCAUUUUUUUUCUAACUGGAAAUUACUGUUCGAUAUACCCUCCCUAGUGAUGUUCAGAAGCAAGGAUCCAGAGAGACUUCAACUGUGGACGGACCAGAGAAUGGCGUACACCCUCCCAGAAAGUGUGCCGGACCAAGAAGAAUUGCAGAAAGAAAGCAAUGGGGUGGUCAAGCAUUGUCAUGAUAACAGCUACGCUCAGGAGGACCGAGAGAAGGAGAAGAAAGUUGCCAGGAGGAGGUUGUACGUCGUUUCUGUCGUCUGCCUGCUUUUCAUGAUAGGCGAGAUUGUUGGUGGUUAUUUGGCGGGAAGCCUCGCAGUGAUGACAGAUGCUGCUCACCUUCUGACCGACCUAACCAGCUUUAUCAUCAGCUUAUUUUCCCUCUGGCUCUCCUCAAAACCUGCCACACAAAAGCUGAGCUACGGCUGGCAUCGUGCAGAAAUCCUGGGUGCCCUGCUGUCAGUCUUUACCAUCUGGCUGGUCACAGGAGUGUUGGUUUACCUUGCUGUAGAGCGUCUCCUCAGUGAUGACUACACCAUUGAGGGCCACAUCAUGCUUAUUACCUCAGGCUGUGCAGUGGUGGCUAACAUUAUAAUGGCCUUAACUCUUCACCAGUCGGGUCACGGCCACAGCCACGGCGGACUCUCUUCACAGGGGCACGGACACAGUCACAGUUCCAAGAGUGAAAAGGAGAAGAAUCAUAUGUCAAAUAACAUCCAUUCAAAUGACGAGCACAUAGACAUGACGGGAAACCAUGCAGGACAUGGCAAAAGGGUUCAGCAGGCGAAUGCAAGUGUGCGAGCAGCUUUUGUGCAUGUGCUGGGAGACCUUCUCCAAAGUGUCAGCGUGCUCGUCAGUGCCAUCAUCAUCUACUUCAAGCCAGAAUACAAAAUAGCAGACCCGAUCUGCACCUUCCUGUUCUCCAUUUUGGUCCUAUUCACCACCUUCACCAUAAUGAGAGACAUCCUUCUUGUUCUGAUGGAGGGUAUUCCGUCGGGGGUGAGGUACGGUGAGGUGCGAGACCGUUUGUUAGCUGUGAAGGGAGUUAUAGCGGUUCACAACCUUCAUAUCUGGGCCCUCACCAUGAAUCAGACGGUGCUCACUGCACACAUAGCUAUAGAUGAUUCAGUUGAUGCCCAGACUGUCCUGAGAGAAAUGACCCAGGCCUGUUUCUCCUCCUACAACUUCCACUCCAUUACUAUUCAAAUGGAGCGGCAGGCCGACCUAAAGCCUGGAUGUACACUCUGUGAAAAUCCUAAAUAGUAGAACCCUCAUGUGACUCUUUCCCAUUGGAACGAGGACAACCUCCUCAGACGUGUUGAUAUUGGGGCCCUGAUGGGUUUUCUCUCAAUGCAACAUGUCAAAGUAACCAGUUACUGUAUUUCGAGUGCCCUUUGUGCUACAUCCUAAACAUGUGGCUAUUUAAUGAAUAUGAGGAUGACACAAAGUUGUAAAGGAUUUGUUGGAGGAAUAAAUCUUUUGACUUCUUGCAAAAAAAAUCACAUAAAACUC
Fundulus heteroclitus (mummichog) is the source of this 1728-nucleotide messenger RNA. Its product is annotated as zinc transporter 2. The transcript is spliced from 9 exons. Gene Ontology annotation, cellular component: plasma membrane. Gene Ontology annotation, molecular function: zinc ion transmembrane transporter activity. Bases 268 to 1479 code for a protein of 403 amino acids. Gene Ontology annotation, biological process: zinc ion transmembrane transport; response to zinc ion; response to glucose. Lineage: Eukaryota; Metazoa; Chordata; Actinopteri; Cyprinodontiformes; Fundulidae. The record is from RefSeq and is a predicted model, not a curated record.